GCCCUGCCUCCGCCUCCGCCGCCGCCGCCUCCCGGUUCCGCAGUCACUUCCUGCAGCUGUUUCCCGGUGGCUCCGCUCCGACCGACUUUUGACAGUCAACCUCCAGCAGCCGAGCGGCCGGGCGGCGGCGGCGAGCGCGGAAAGUGGUCUUGGAGCGGGCAGCGGCGCGCGGCGGCUGCGGCCUGCCGGUUCCGGUUUGAAGACUCCAUCCCUCCUCACCCACUGGAUUAUGCCUGUGGCUUUCCUGCCUGAUGAUUCUCUUGCAGCAGGCAGGGCUUCCUCCACCUAAGCGGCCCUCGACCUCUCCUCCUAUGUCAGUGGCUGCCAGGUCCACAAGGACCUUGCAGCUUCCACCACAGAAGCCUUUUGGGCAGGAGACAUCCUUGCCUCUGGCAGGGGAAGAGGAGUUAGCUAAGGGAGGGGAGCCAGACUCUGCCCUGGAGGAGCUGUGUAAGCCCCUCUUCUGCAAACUCUGCAAUGUCACCUUGAACUCUGCUCAGCAAGCCCAGGCACACUAUCAGGGUAAGAACCAUGGCAAGAAACUCCGGAAUUAUUAUGCAGCCAACAGCUGCCCUCCUCCAGCCAGGGUGAGCAGUGUGCCAGAGCCUGUGGCCACACCCCUCGUUCCUGUCCCUCCGCAGGUGGGCUCCGGCAAGCCGGGGAGCAGAGUGAUCCUGGCCACAGAGAAUGACUACUGUAAGCUGUGCGACGCCUCCUUCAGCUCCCCUGCGGUGGCACAGGCCCACUACCAGGGCAAGAACCACGCCAAGAGACUUCGUCUGUCUGAAGCUCAGAGUAAUUCAUUCUCGGACUCCGCAGAGGCAGGGCAAAGGCGGCCCCGGAAAGAAGGGAGUGAGUUUAAGAUAGUGACCACCAGGAGGAAUAUGUACGCAGUCCAGAACAAUUCAGCAGGUCCGUACUUCCAUGCCCGCUCGCGGCAGAGAAUCCCACGAGAUCUUGCCAUGUGUGUCACUCCCAGUGGCCAGUUUUACUGCUCGAUGUGUAACGUUGGUGCUGGUGAAGAGGUGGAGUUCCGGCAGCAUCUGGAGAGCAAGCAGCACAAGAGCAAGGUGUCGGAACAGCGGUACCGGAGCGAGAUGGAGAAUCUGGGCUAUGUACAGUGACGGCCGCGCUCACGGAGAAGCCGGUCCUGCCUGUUUUUGCCUUCUGUCAACCUGCCUUGCUUUGUGGUCCCCUUGAUACAUACAUUCCUCCAUUCCUCUGCUUAGUAUGAGUAACCUGCAAUGGUGCCCUGAGCCGUCGUGUUGUCGGGGUCGGGGAGGGAGGUGUGCUUCUUAGGUCACAAUGCUCUUUUGGGCCAACCGUGUCAAACGACCUACAGUAUGUGACCUACCUGCCCCGUCAGAAAUAACUUCUUACCUUGGCCAAGUUCUGUUUAACCAGGAGUAGCCUGUUUGGAGCUAUGAUCAUUUAAAAACGGCAUCUAUUUUGCAAUUCUAGUUUUAUGCAUAUUAGAGGAAGACUUGGUUUGAGUUUGUUCCUCAGAUUAUAGUGGAAAGAGGUAAGCAGAGAGUCCCAUUUCCUGAUGCUCCUGGGGAGCCAUCAUCACAGUGCGGUGUCUGUGAUGUGCGGUUAGGGUGUGCGCUUGGGUCUCAGCAACAGUGCGUCCCCCUGUGGCAUGUCCGUCCGUCAUUGACAUGCAGGUGUUUUUGACUCCAGACACGUGCAGAAUGCUCAUGUUCUUUUGAAGACGUGACUUCAUCUCCAGUUGUGACCUGCACACAUUUGAUCCCCACCUCCUCCUUCCUACUGGAUCAACUUAUCUGCUGAGCUCUCACGCCCUAGCUGUCCUGUAGUUCCGAGACCCAGAUUCGACUAUCGAAUGAGUUGAAGAUGGAUAUUCUUUUUAAAAAAUGUAUUUUCAGAUGAUUCAAGGAAAUGCAUGGGUGUGUUUGAGAUUUCAAUUUGGAAGUAUAUUUUCACUGGUAAUCAUGUGAACUCCUGGGAUAGUCAUUACCUUGUGGCUCUUUGAUGAUUGUCCUGACGCCGCCCCAGCAGGUGAUGGGCACUCCUGGAAAAUACCGCUCUCUGCCAUUUCUUACGUGGGAAGUCCUCUUUUUUAAAAAGCUAAUCAAGUUUCAUUGUCAUUUCCAGUAGACGAGCACACAGACCUUGUGUUUUCUUCUUUGCCUCCUUGAAGAGAAUGAAAACACACACGGCUUUGGUGUCUAAUGAUGCUAAUGGGAUUCUUAUUUUUUAAAUAAAAAGCCAUAGUGUAUGUCUAGAUCGACUACCGGAGUAUUAUGUGAACUUGUGUUCACCAUGUUCUCUCUGUUUUCUACUUUUCUUCAUGUGGUAAGAGCGGCAUGCCCAUGCUUCACAGGGCAGCAUGCUUCUGCAGAAGGUAACAGCAAGCAGUGGUUAGCACUGUGACAGAGGCACAUUUUAUUACUUACGUCACCACUGGAGACCUCGGCAACCUGGAGAGUUCUCCAGGGUAACAGAUGGAGAGGAAGGAACGCUCACCAGUCCUCCUUUCCAUUCUUGCUUCAGAACAGUUGAAACUCAUAAUUAAAGGUUAAUUUUAUGAUUAGCUUCUAGAAUAGUACCCAGUUACUUUCUCCUGUUGAAAUGCUGGUUUCUUGAAAAGUGGAACUAUUUGGUUAAGUAUUUCCCUCUCAGAACAGAAGAAAGAACAGUGUUCGCUUGAGAUCUGAUCUCCGUUUGCAAUCCCUCAUACCAGAACCCUUCUGUGGCCAUCUACAGAGUUGGUCACUUUAGGGCAAUUUAGGAUGUAUCUUGUUAGCCAUUUGGUUGUUCAUUUUGCUGCUAAAUAUAAUUCUUUGGUAAAUUUAAAUAUCGUGCCGGCCACUUGGUUCUGUGAUUGUUUAACGGUCUCAUUUGCUCUCUCUGCAGGGGUGUGUCUGUGUAUCCCUGUGUCUGUGUCUGAAGAUCCAUGCUUCCCUGCCCCCUAGUUUUAUGUAAUACCCCAGAGAGAAUUUCACCUCAUCUUUAUCUCAGAAUAACAUUGAAGAUUCUGGGUAUAGAUUUACAUUUUAUAAAAGUGACAUUCAUCUGCUUUGCGUUUUUCCUCUGGGAAUGAAGUCAAAGGAUGUGUCCCC
Messenger RNA from Peromyscus eremicus (cactus mouse), 3083 nucleotides. It is a transcript of the gene Zmat3, whose product is annotated as zinc finger matrin-type 3. The record is from RefSeq and is a predicted model, not a curated record. The coding region runs from base 252 to 1124 and encodes 290 amino acids. The transcript is spliced from 6 exons. NCBI's taxonomy places the organism in Eukaryota, Metazoa, Chordata, Mammalia, Rodentia, Cricetidae. Gene Ontology annotation, molecular function: nucleic acid binding; zinc ion binding.